AUGCAGCGAGUUUUCAAGCAUUCAUUAAAGAGAUCGUACCAUAGUGAUGUGGUGCAGGAGAUAUCACAACAGCUCGCGCACGACAAGGAGAACUUGGUCAUCGACAAGUGUGUUGCCAUUAUGUGCGAUCGAAGUGUCACAUGGAUGUGGGACGCAUUCAAAACUGUGGGGAAACCUAUCAUUGUGAAGAAGGCAUUCGAGAUGUGUCGUGUUCGCGAAUAUAACUUGUCAUACGAGAGCCUUACUGGCUUUGCCGCACGAGACAAGUUGCGAAAGUUGAAAUCAGAAGACCCUCAUUUUUGGGAAGAACUCACCAAAGUGCAGCCUCAAGAAACUACGGACACUACAAACACAAACGAAGAUAUUGAGACGGAGGUGGACCUCUAUGAUGACACAUCAUUUGACGAUACCGAUGUCCCGUGUGCGGUUGUAAUUGCUGAUAUGGUGGGUGCUUGUGUUGCAGCUGGUAUUGAGAGGGUGGACGGGAGGCUUGGUUCAAAGACGGACGCAGAGAGCUUGGAGUUUGAAGGGAACAACCAUAGCGAGGGUAGCGCUGAUGUGGCGGAGGAGUUAGGGCAGGGAAGAAGAAACAAGAAGGCCAAUACUCUGUAUUCCCACACGUUCUGGCGCCAUCAUGACGACGGCGAGACUUGA
Molecule: messenger RNA, 654 nt
Organism: Suillus clintonianus
Lineage: Eukaryota; Fungi; Basidiomycota; Agaricomycetes; Boletales; Suillaceae
Exons: 2
Coding region: 1-654 (217 amino acids)
Source: RefSeq, a predicted model, not a curated record